AUGAAAAUUUUAAAAUUAUUUAUUUUAUUUUAUUUUGUAGAUCAUAGUUUCUCAGUUAAUGUGGAAACAGGUUUCAAUUAUUGCUCAGGUUUAAGAUCUUCAUUAAAUUUUUUUAAUGCAAAUCGAGCUGGUUAUAUAAAGGAUAAUAUUCUAUACGAUUGGCAAAAUAAUGUAACCACAAAACUAGAUACAUAUAAUGACCAGUUUGACGAAAAUGGUAAUGGUUUAUUAUCAGGAGGUUAUUUUAACGAUGGCAGUUAUAUAAAAUCAACUUUUGCAAUUGCUCAUUCUAUGACAUCAUUAGGUUGGGCCUUUAUGGAGUUUAAAGAUAAUAUUAAAUCAUGUACUGGAUUAAAAGAUCAAUAUUUAUCAACAUUAAGAUGGGGUUUAGAUUGGUUGAUGGCAGCACACCCAAGUGAAAAUGUAAUUUAUGCUCAAUGUGGUAAAAGAAGUGAUUUGGCUAAAUGGAAUAUCCCAUCAAAGAUCUAUGAUCAAUACAGCGGAACACCAAAGCGUUCAUGUUGGUUGGUCAUCAAUGAAAAAAAUCCAGGUUCUGAUGUAGCACACGAAAUGACCGCUGCCUUUGCUGUAUCCCAUAUGAUAUUUUCAUUAGUUGACCCAGAUUAUGCCAUCAAACUUCGUACCCAUGCAUUCCAACUUUAUGACUUUGGUGCUAAAUUCCCAGGCAAAUUCUCAAAUAUUAAAAGCGUAGAUCCAAUUGAGUUCCAUUCAACAGGUUAUGGUGAUGAAAUGUAUUGGGCAUCUGCUUGGUUAUAUGCUAUGACUGGUCAAAAUAAAUACCUCCAAGUUGUAAAUAAACCACCAUUCGACUUAACUUUCAAUGACUCAUCAUCGGUAGCAUACAAUUAUGACCAAAAACAAGCUGCUUCUAUGGUUUUGUUAACAAAGAAAUUUGGCUUUUAUGAAAAACAAACCAAAUCAAUAUUAAACUAUUGGAGUACUUUUAUGGGUAAAACUAAGGAUGGUUUGUAUAUCAAUGGGGCAGGUGUUUCUAACGGUUUUUCAAUGGGUGGUUCAUUUUUAGAGGCUAUUUGGAAUAAUAAUCAACCAAAAGAAAGGGUAUUUAAAGAUGCUUAUCAUAUUGGCCAAAUGAAUAUCAUUUUAGGUAAUAAUAGCAAUGGUAUGUCUUAUGUUUGUAAUGUUGGAUUUUUAGGUGCCUCCACUCCCAGAAAUUUACAUCACAGAGCUUCACAUUAUUCUAUAUCAAGUUCAAUUUCAUCACCUGCCAUCAAUACAUAUCCUUUAGAUGGUGCUAUGGUAGGGGGUCCAGUUGAUUCAAUGGAUACUUAUUCAGACGAUAGAACUAAUAUUCCUAUGAACCAACCUACAAUCGAUUUCAAUUCACUCUUUACUGGUGUUAUGGCUUCAAUGAUAUUAAACGAAACUACUCCUGAACAACCAGAUACCCCAACUACUGGCCCUUUCACUACA
Messenger RNA from Dictyostelium purpureum, 1452 nucleotides. RefSeq lists its product as uncharacterized. Gene Ontology annotation, biological process: carbohydrate metabolic process. Gene Ontology annotation, molecular function: hydrolase activity, hydrolyzing O-glycosyl compounds. The transcript is spliced from 2 exons. The annotation marks the transcript as partial. NCBI's taxonomy places the organism in Eukaryota, Evosea, Eumycetozoa, Dictyosteliales, Dictyosteliaceae. The record is from RefSeq and is a predicted model, not a curated record.